Messenger RNA from Desarmillaria tabescens, 2414 nucleotides. RefSeq lists its product as uncharacterized. Gene Ontology annotation, molecular function: protein binding. The transcript has 6 exons. The annotation marks the transcript as partial. The record is from RefSeq and is a predicted model, not a curated record. Lineage: Eukaryota; Fungi; Basidiomycota; Agaricomycetes; Agaricales; Physalacriaceae.
CUGCCAAUCAUUGGUCUACGGAUCCACCAAAACAAGUAGCGCCUUCAUCGAAAAAAAAGAGCAAGACAGCACACGGCAGUGAAACAGCUUCAUGCAGUGCCAGAUAGAUGAUGGUGGCGGUGGAAAGCUAUGAGGCGUGGGGAAACUCACAUCGCCCCCAUCAGAUACAUAUCACCGCAACGUGUUCCUUCCACUCGUACUCUCACCAUCGACCGUACAGCGCAAUUCAAAGAAUGCAAGCUCCUUCUCAACUUUUUACUCAGUCUCCAAGUGCAGCGGCACCUGGUCGAUCUGCAAUUCUCCCACCUCCGAAUCUCGCUCCGGAUGAUACCGAUUGGAUGUCGAAUGCCAGUGUCACUUUCAAGCUACUUGCUGGUGCAGGCGAAAUUGAUCGCACGGGCAUCGCAAAGGCGAUCGCGAAUAUUGCUCUCCCGAUCCUGGAACUGGUUCAGAAUAAUAAGAAAGCACAGAAUGAUCUCAAGGAUACUAUCAAGUACCUUGAUGAGAUGCUCCGCUAUGUUUCUGAGGAGACCAAACUCCUUCAAGAUGGUCAAUCCUUGACAGAUGCUUCAACCCACCCUCUGGCACGCUUACAGCAAAUGGGGGAUGAAUUCAUCAGUCAGCUCAAGGUUUUGAAAGAUGAUUUGAACAAGGUCUAUGGAAAGACUGGGUUUCAAGCAAAGAUAAAGAAGUCAUUUCAGAGCAAGACUAUCUUAGAUCGUGUUAAUCAACACAAGGAAUAUGUCAAGGAAGCUCGAGAUAAGCUUCUUACAACUGCUGUGCUUUCAGGUAUCAGACAAGUUGGAGAGGUGAAGGCAAUAGUAACUAAUAUUCAAGAUCAUCUGAUAAGUUCUUCAAGAAUAACUCAACCUAUCAAUAUGCUCUCUGCUAUUCCAUCACCACCACCUCUUGUAUUCAAGAGUCGAGAUGAUUUAGUCCAAAAAGGCACAGCUAAUCUUCUUGCUGAUUCUCCUCAUUCCAUUAUUAUUAUGGGAUUCGGAGGUAUGGGAAAAACAUCAUUAGCAUUGAAAUUGCUAGAUGAUGCAGCUGUAAAAAGCAAAUAUAGAGAAUGCAGAUACUUCAUUCCUUGUGAUGAAGUCUGCAGUGUUGAGUCUACUGUUGAGAUAUUAAUACAUGCUAUAAUGAGAUUGAUGAGGUUGCAAACUACCAGUGAUCCUAUCAAACAGCUACAUGCUAUAUCAAAGCCAGUAGUUCUAUUUUUUGACAAUUUUGAGACUGUUUGGGAUAAAAGUAAUAAUCAAAGUGUUCAAAGAUUUUUAGAGCAGUUGAAUGCUAUAAUACAUAUUACUCUGAUGAUUACUAUGAGAGGAAGUGUUCCUCCAAUAGAUAAUAUUGAUUGGCUAGAACUACCACAUAAUGGUCUAUCACCAUUAGCUGAAUCUCCAUCAUCAGAUGUGUUUAUUACUAUUUCAAAAUAUAAUGGUGAUAUGAAAAUUGUUACAAAGCUACUUGAAAAACUAGAUGGAUGGCCAUUAGCUCUUAUGUUAAUGGCUCACCAGGCCAAGAUCAUUCAUCCAGAAGUGCUUCUAGAGAGCUGGGAUAAGGAAAGAACCUUAUUAUUAGAAAAACCAGGAGCUCAAUCUCGGUUAACCAGUGUUAAUAUUUCAAUCAAAAUAACUCUUCAGUCAUCAUUGCUUUCAAAACCAAACAUUUUCAAGUUGUUGAGUGUAAUAUGCUAUCUCCCUGAUGGUAUUCCUACAUGGUCAAAAAUAUUGAGCAAAAUGCUACCAAAUCUUUCAGAAAGAACUGGAAUUGUGUCAAAUUUAUUACAAUCUGGAAUUAUAUAUGAAGAUAGUAAAGGUGGAUUGAAAAUAUUGCAACCAAUUCAGGCAUAUUUGAAGGCAUAUUUUCAGCAGCCAGAUAUACAUAUAAAACAGCAGUUUUGCACUUUUUAUUUAAAUGAAACUAAAGAUAAACAAUUGAAAUCCUUGAUUUCACAAGAAAACACAAAGUUUGGUUUAGCUCAUUUAAACAAUUUUGAAUGGAUAUUUGUUGAGAUUUUGAAUAGUUGUAAUGAUGAAAAAAAACUAAAAAUAAUAUAUAAUUUUUGCUACUUUCAAUAUUUGACUACAGGAUCAGAUAUUUUAUUAAAAAAAGUUAUAGCUAUAACAAAAGAUCUAAAUAUGCUAUGUUUGUAUGCUGAAGCAAUAUUAUUAUUAGGCAAAAAAUUAUGUAUAUUUAAUCAACAACAAGCAGCACAAGAGAAAAUAGAUGAAGCAAAGCAAAUAUUUGAGACAAUUGGUAGUUCUCUUGGAGUAGCACAGUGUUUGCAAAGCUUGGGAAAUAUCUUGCAGAUGAUGGAUCAAUAUCCAGAAGCAACUGUCAAGCUAGAGAAAGCCAUGCAAAUGUUUCAGACUAUUGAUGAUUCUCUUGGAGCAGCACAGUGUUUGCAA